AUGGUUUGUAAAGGUAGAAGUGGAUUCAAGUUUGAAGACACUUGGUUGUCCUUCAAGACAGCGGAACAUAUUGUUUCUAGUAGAUGGAAGAGAACUUUCUUGGGAGAUGAUAUGGAGGUUCUUAACAAAAAGAGCAAAAGAACUAUAAAAGAUUUAUUUUACUGGAGUAAGGCUAGACUGAAGGAUUUCUCCUUGGAGAAAGACAUACUGAAAGCCGAGAUUAUAAAUUUGCAAGAAGAAGAAUCUAAAUGUGGUUGGUUGACUGAUGAGAAGCUUUGGUUACUUAAAGCUAAGGAUAAAGAACUUAAUGUGGUUCUUAAUAAUCUUAACACGUGGUGGAAGCAAAGGGCAAAAGCUAAGUGGAUCAAAGAUGGUGAUGCAAAUACCAAAUUCUUCCAUUCCUUUGCCAAUUCUAGGAGGAAUGUUAAUCGGAUUUCCCAAGUUAAGGACUCUAAUGGGAUAAUGACUGAAGACCCGAAAGAGAUUGAGGAGGUUUUCAGGAAGGAAGUGUUGAACAAAGAUUUGGAAGUUGCUGAAAUUAAAGUUGUUAUAAUCAAUCUGGGUAGUAAUAAAUCUCCAGGCUAUGAUGGAAUUACUAAUUCCUUCUUUAAAGCUUUUUGGAAUACUAUUCGAAUGGAUGUGGUGAGAGCUGUACAACAAUUUUUUGCCACUGGUUUAAUGAAUAAAGAUUGGAAAGACACCUUAGUUGUGCUCAUUCCUAAAUCUCCUAAUCCCAGUACUCCUUCGACUUACCGUCCUAUAAGCUUAUGCAAUUUAAUUUAUAAAAUUAUUGCUAAAGUUUUAUUGAACAUAAUGUUGGGAGUCAUGCGCAGGAUCAUUUCUGAGGAGCAAGCGACUUUCGUAAGAGGAAGGGCAAUCUCUGAUCAUCUUCUUCUGGCUCAGAAGGUUUUUAACAAAAUGAGAUUUUCCAAGGCUUGCAAUGGUUUCUUGGCUUUUAAAGUGGAUAUGGAGCAAGCAUAUGAUAGCAUGUGCUGGUCUACUUUGGAGAAAAUAAUGCUUGAAUUGGGAUUCCCUUCAAGGAGGGGUUCUGAUGUGGGUAUUAGGAUCUCUUCUAAUACCCAUAAGAUUUCUCACCUCUUAUUUGCAGAUGAUAUUCUAGUGUUUUUGGAAGCCAAAUUGAAUGUCAUGAAAAAGGUUAGAGAGAUUAUGAAGAAUUACUGUAAGUGGACUGGUCAAAAUAUCAAUUACCACAAAUCUUCCUUGGUUUGUGGUAGCUCGGUGGAUAGAAGGAGAAGAAUACAGAUUUCCAAAUUUAUGGGUAUCAAGUUGGUUAAUGAAUUUGAGUAUGUGGGCAUCAAAUUGGCAUUGAGACAGUUAAGGAAGGAGGACUUUCAGGUUUUAUUGGACAAGUCCAGUAAAAGAAUUAAUGCUUGGGGGAAUAAAUUUGUUUCCUUAGCCGGUAGACUGGUUUUAAUUAAAUCAGUUACUCUUUCUCUUUCAUUUUUUGUUAUGUCUCAUUCUAUGAUUCCAAUGAAGAUGCUGAUGGAAUUUGAGAAAAUAUGUAGAGAUUUCAUCUGGAACAAAUUUGAUGGCAAAAGGGGUAUUCAUUAUGUAGCAUGGGAACAAAUUUGUAAGCCUAAACAGUUUGGUGGCUGGGAUGUACAUUCUGUUGUGGCUAGGAGGAAUGCCAUGAGAGCAAAGUUUGCUUGGAAAUUAAUUGAUAAACAUGAGUCACUGUUGAGCAGUCAUCUUAUUGCUAAAUAUGGUGUUAAUUGGUGGAGCUAUGGGCUGAGUAGGAGCAGUUCCUCUACGUGGAAGAUAAUGUCAUCAGGAUGGAAUGCACUCAAGGAUCAUGUUAGAUGGAGAAUUGGUGAUGGUUCCAAAAUUAAAGUGUUGAAGGAUACCUGGAUUUUAGAUAAGUACUUACUCAAAUGGCUAACGUUUGUGGGUUGUUUUGAAGAUGAGGAUGUUUCUCUGGACAGUUUCAUUUCAGAUGGCUACUGGGACAGUGAAAAACUGUUUAUGUUCUUUAGGACAGAUCUUAUUAAUCUCAUUUGUGAAGUUAAGAUUGAUCCUUAUUUGCAGGAGGAUUGUAUGGAAUUGAAACAUAAGAUGUCUGGUAAGUCAUUAUCUGCAUUAAUUAUGCAAGAUAACUUCAAAAACCUUGAAGAAGUGAUGCCAUUAAGAUGGGUUUAUAAAUUGGGCUUAAAUGCAAGAGUGGAGGUCUUUAUUUGGAGAAUGUUUACGGAUGCUCUUCCAUCAGGUGAUUUCUUAUUUAGGAUGAAACUUGCUGAUGAUUCUUGUUGCCCAAUGGGAUAUGGAAUUGUGGAGGAUGUCAAUCAUAUUUCAUCCAGAUGCUAUAAACUCAGGAAAGUGCUGUAUGUGAAGAGAGGAUGGGGAUUCCAGGUUCAAGUUUUUAAUGGAUGGGAGGACUCCUGGAAUAGUCUUCAGAAGGUCAAAGAUGGGAAUAUGAUGAUGGAUAAACAGCAUCUUGUUCAAUCAAAGAACUGGGUUGUCAAUCAGUCCCUUGGACUGUCUUUAAGUAAAUGGCAACCUCCUCCACUUGAUUGGAUUAAGAUUAACCUUGAUGCUUCACUUAAAGGGAAUUAUGAGGCAGGUAUUGGCGGUAUUGUAAGGGAUUGUAAAGGAAGGUUUCUUCUUGCUUUUGGGAGAAAGAAAAUGCAUUGGGACAUUGCCCAGCUGGAGUUAUCCGCUGUUUUAGCUCUAACAGAUAAUAUACGUGACAGAUUUGAUGAUGUUGGAGGCAUUAUAGUAGAAGGGGACAAUAAAAAUGUUAUAGAAAUUCAUCACAAAAUGCACAGUAUACCGAAGAAUGUGGAUAGGAGAUUGGAUCUUGAAGAUUCUUCAUUUCUUAACAAGUUUGGAAUGGGUUUCAAAACCCUCAAGGUGUUUGUUAAUGGGGAAAUAAAUGUUAACCUCAUCACUAAGGGCGAUAAUGGCAUCAUUCUAGUUGAGAUAAUAGUCAGGGUGGGGACUGACCCCCCUUUUCCAAAAAAGGAGGUUACUGUCGCCCAUAUACCUAUUGUAUCCUUUAGGGAGGAUGAGCAGUUGAAGUCUAUUAUAGAUCAUGCAGUCAAGUCUGUGUUCGAGAAGGGGUCAAGUUCUGAGAUCCCCUUCACAAACCAAGAAUCAACGGAAGAAUUACCUAAGAAGAGUUAG
Dendrobium catenatum is the source of this 3141-nucleotide messenger RNA. RefSeq lists its product as uncharacterized. The transcript has 5 exons. The record is from RefSeq and is a predicted model, not a curated record. Lineage: Eukaryota; Viridiplantae; Streptophyta; Magnoliopsida; Asparagales; Orchidaceae. Bases 1 to 3141 code for a protein of 1046 amino acids.